ACAAAGUUCACAUGUUGUCCAAGGCAACCAAGAAGCUUUACUGAACAAUUUAGUUAAAUUACCGUAUUUUAAUUGUUUACAUACCAAACAGAAUUAUCAGUGAUAAAAUAAUCCUUCCAAACAAAGAUGGGUCCUUUACCACAAGGAAGUAGAAAUCUCCAUAUCAAGGCCAGUCAAGGUCCAGAUAUUAACAUGAUGAAAUUUUACAUCACACAAAAUUCUACCACUUAUGGUAGAUACCAUGAAAAGUUUAAACCAAGAACUGGCAGACACACUGGAACUGGUUACUCUGCCAACUUCCGACCAGCCGUAUAUUACAACCAACGUCUGGAUCAAUCUGAUAACCCAACUCUAGCAGAUAUUUGUUCCAAGAACUACCACACAGUAACAGAGUUAGCAUUCCAACCAUACAAGGAAAAUAGUGGUAGAGAACCGUUACCUGGAAAUGUCCAUCAAGUGGGUUCAGGAUUUGUACGACAGAAGCCCAUCACAUUUCCUAAAGAUGCUGAUGUUAAAGGAGUAUUUAUAGAUACUAGGGCUGCAUCUGCUCCAGCCAAUAUUCUGCCGAGAUCUAAACCUUUAUUGCAUAGAAUACAAGCAAAAGAUCCGGUAGAAUUAGAAAAUGAGGGCUAUGGUCCUCAGUAUAUGUUAUCAGAGACUUCAAAGAGAUUCAGGGGAGAUCAACCAGAUAGAAUGGAUGUAUCAAUGAAGACUGUUGGUGACCCUGAGGGUACUGGAUUUACACACGCCUAUAAUGUAGAACCAAUCACAUAUUACCCAGCUGAUCCACAUAAAAAUGAUAGACCUAGAUGGCAGACACACAGACCAACAGGGAUUACUAUAAUGAAGACAGAUUUCCUUAGAUCUGAAUAUCCACAUGGAGAUGAACCAUUACCAAACCUGGCUUCAGGAUCUGAGCGAGGUACAGGAUUCACAAGAGAAAAAGCAAAACCAUUGUAUGUCCACAGAAAUCCUAUUGAUGCUUAUGAUAGAGCUGAUGAUAUUCCUGGUCUCAGAUUACAGAGAACAAAGAAAUCAGAUCCAGCUGAUUAUCUAAAUAUGACAAAUCCAAACAAUCAUUCUAGCAUUACAAAAGAUAUAUUUAAAGGUCAACAAAGGCCAAGUCAAAAUGAGGCUGAUCGACUGGAGAGAACUGGUGUAGGAAAGCAGGAGUUAUCAGGAUACAGUGAAAAUAAUGAUAGAUUUGUAGGUGUUAACGAUGAUUAUAGACGAUUUACAACUCAUUACAUGACCAGGUUCGGUCCAGAUCCAACACCUGUAGGAAAAGAUCGUGAAGGACAUACUCGUGGAGAAAUACAACGGCAAAAACCAGAUGGUUUUACCAAAAGUACAUCUGUCCAUUCUUAUGGUCAAGACAUACACACCACAGAUACUCUCAGAAGACUCGAGCCAUAUGUAGCAAGGAGUAUGAAAGCCCGUGAUGUGUUUUAUGAUGACCACACACAUGAUGCUAAGAUGAACAGGAGUUUAACAGUGUUUUGAGCAAUGAAUGAGUGAAAGAAGGUACAUUGCAGUUAUAAAUAGGACAAACUAAAUUGUUCAGUAAAAUCGUGAGUUGCUGAAAACUUACAUUUUAUAUUAUUAUGCGACUGCUUUGUUUUUUUAUCUAAUAGAUACAUGUGUCAAAUGAAUUUUAUAUUUCUAUUGAUUUUGUAUCAUUCUUGUGUCUUUUAUUUAUGGACAUCAUGAAUGAAGUACUUUACUAGUCUUAUUUAUACAGAGAUCAAAUUUAAUAUUAAAAAAAACCAUAAUAAAGUUGACAUUCUUACAGGAAUACAAUGAAGUAAUCUUAAUUAUGGUUCAAAAUAGAUUUUUGUUUACAAGACAUUGCCCCCUCAUUAAAUAAUAAUACAUGCAUUGCACACAGGUUAGUAACAUCACAUGGUUUACCUGGCUGAUUUGUGUAAACUGCAACACAAAAGAUAAUUAUUCAAAAAAUUCCUUUUUUAAUAUUUAUUUGUUGAUAAUUUAAUGAUCAACAAUUUUAGAAAGUUUAUAUGGAUGUAUAUAUUGGUCUCUUCUUUAUAUUCCUUAAAUUUAUUUGCAUAUAUGUUUAUAUACUGCAGUUAUUUAUGUGCAAUCUAAGGAAAUUUUAAUUUUACAAUAUGUUUUAUUUAAAGGGAAUGAUUAUUAAAUAUAGAAAUGCUACUUUAUUAGAAUUAAAAGAGGAUGGUUGAAAAAACAGGUUUCUUGUACUGUGUUUUUCAAACAAAGUUUUAUUUAACAUUAGACAAAUCUGGAGUGGAGUUUUACAGAAGUUGUCCAAACUAUUUGCUACAAAUUUGAACAUAAUGUCUGCUUUUUCCUGAAAUUAGUUAAAACCCUUUUAAUCCUCCUCAUUUUUUUUAACUGACAGAAAAUCUCUCAGAUUAUUAGUGAGAAUGUUUCUUUGAUUACGGUCUCAUAAACCCAACAUUUCCAUUGUAAAAGUUAUAUAUUUGGUCGAUGUUCAUUUUAUAUUUUCUUAAUCAUCAAGUUUUUGACCUACCUCUCUUCAGCAAUCCUUUUAAUAGUAUUUUCUUUGGAACUUCUGUAGUUUAGUUUUUCGUCCCUAGAGAAGUUUUUGAAAAUACAAAACAAACUAUAUUAGAAAUGUCUGAUGAAGCAUCCUUUAUAUGUUAUGUGUAUUGCUGUCAAAGAAACAGGGUGGUUUAGUUUCACUGUUUAUUGUCAUAGAAAUAGGGUAGUUUAGUUUCACUGUUUAUUGUAAAAAAAAUAGGGUGGUUUACUUUCACUGUUUGAUAUUCAUGAUAAACAAAUUUCGUAUGCUGCUUUUUGCACAAAUUUGCUGAUUUUGAAAAUAUUUUUCUAACAAGUUAUUCAAGAUUUCCCUUUUCUUAAUUAUUUGUGGAUGUUUAUAUAAAUUUCUCGUAAUUUAUAUGCUUAUGUCAGUAAGAAAUGCAAAAAAAACCCCCAAAACAGCAUGUGUAAAAACAAUAUUAUUGUAGAAGCAUCCACAUGCUUAUCAAGGGUCACGUAACAAAAUAGACUGCAAUUUUAGAUGUAUUUAGAAAUGUUUUAUCUUUUUUUGGUAUUUCAUUUACAAAUGUAUUAUAUAUUUCUCUUACAUGUAAUAUUUUAAAUCAGUAUUUGAAUUAUUUGUGAUAAUACCUUUUGCUGUUAAGUUUGUGACAUUCAAAUAAUUAUUUUUAUAAUGAUUUUAUGUAAUUCUAUUUUUAUUUUAUGUUAUUUAUACAUUGUGUGUAAUGACUUUCGUGUCAUGUGUUUAUUUGUUUAUUUGUAUCAAGUUUGAACUAUUCUGUCUGCUGUAUUUUUAAUUUUUUUCAAUUUAAAAUUUUUAUAUUCUUUUAUGCUGUUUAGUAAACUAUUGAAAACCAUGAACAGUAAAACCUUGUGUUGUAAAUUCAGAUUUGUUGAAUUAUUUCAAUGUUUCUUGCAAAAUUAAAUUUGUACCUACAUUUAUAAAUUAAGGGAUUGUACCCAUUGUAUUGUCAGGUGUGGAUUAAAGAUAAAUGUUAUAUUACUGUAUGUAUAUCAUCAAUACCUAAUGAAAAGAUUACCAAUGUUUAAUAUUGAAAAUGAAAAUAUGUUUAAUGUCAUUUGAAACAUUUAAGCAAUGUAGGUUGUAAUAUUAUAAAGUAACAACAUAAAUAAGUAAUAUUCACAUGUCAAAGUCAUGUGAUUUAUCACUUGUCAAAGUCAUGUGACAUACGGUUUUGUAUAAUGAAUCAUGAUAUGAUAAUUCGAAAAAAUUAAAAAAAAAAGGUAUCUGAAUUAUAA
Mytilus californianus (California mussel) is the source of this 3762-nucleotide messenger RNA. Its product is annotated as protein phosphatase 1 regulatory subunit 32-like. Gene Ontology annotation, molecular function: phosphatase binding. The transcript is spliced from 12 exons. The record is from RefSeq and is a predicted model, not a curated record. The coding region runs from base 127 to 1503 and encodes 458 amino acids. NCBI's taxonomy places the organism in Eukaryota, Metazoa, Mollusca, Bivalvia, Mytilida, Mytilidae.